CUGGGCUGCUGCGGGUGUUCCAGGACCCAUUUCCGCAUCAUGCUUUCUCUAGAUGUCUGUCUGUCCCUUUCCUACCAGUCUGUGGUCUCCUGUUCACCCCAGUCACCCAGCAGCAGGCCAGGCACUGAGCAGGUGCUCAUAGAAUCUUUGGUGGACAGAGGAAUGAAUGAACAGAAGACUAACCCAGAGCGUGGAGGUGGGAGAGAUCCCUGUAGAGGAACCCCACUGAAGCCCACACUCUGGCAGGGUCCAGGCAUGGUGUGUCUACACAGAGCUUGAAGAACCCCAUUUUGGGUGACGGGAAGCAAUUGGGUGAAGGGGGAGGGAAAGGGCAGGACUUUUGGAGGCAGGCCCCCUCCUGGUGGCUCCCUCACUAUGUGCCUUGGGGAAGUGGCUUCAGCUCGCCAGACCUCAGGUUUCCCUCUAUGAAAUAGGGAUCCUGAACUCACUGAUUGUGCCAGUCCCUGUGGCCCAUGAUGGGCACUUGGUGGAUGUUUGUUGAAUGACUGAAUGACUGAAGGCAGGGAGUGAUGACCAUAUCCCAUAGGCAGCCUGGCUCCAAUGCUCAUCUUUGACUUCAAUCACAUCAGCACCUGGUGUGGCCCAGGGGGGACCUGGUGACUCACUCGUUUUCCUUUGGUUGGAGCCAGAGGUGUUCCUGGGGACAUGGCGGAACAGCACGGAACGCCAGAGCAGGCUGCGGCUGGCAAGAGCCAUGGAGGCCUUGGGGGCAGCUACAAGGUCAUUGUGUACGAAAUGGAGAACUUCCAGGGCAAGCGGUGCGAGCUCUCGGCCGAGUGCCCCAAUCUGACGGAGAGCCUGCUGGAGAAGGUGGGCUCCAUCCAGGUGGAGUCUGGGCCGUGGCUGGCAUUCGAGCGCAGAGCCUUCCGCGGGGAGCAGUUUGUGCUGGAGAAGGGAGAUUACCCUCGUUGGGAUGCCUGGUCCAACAGCCACCACAGUGAUAGCCUCCUGUCCCUCCGCCCUCUGCUCAUCGAUGGCCCAGAUCACAAGCUGCACCUGUUUGAGAAUCCAGCCUUCAGCGGCCGCAAGAUGGAAAUAGUAGAUGAUGACGUGCCCAGCCUCUGGGCUCAUGGCUUCCAGGACCGCGUGGCGAGCAUCCGGGCCAUCAACGGGACGUGGGUUGGCUAUGAGUUCCCUGGCUACCGUGGGCGCCAGUACGUGUUCGAGCGGGGCGAGUACCGCCACUGGAACGAGUGGGAUGCGAACCAGCCGCAGCUGCAGUCCGUUCGCCGCAUCCGCGACCAGAAGUGGCACAAGCGGGGCUGUUUCCUCAGCAGCUGAAGGGCACCCAGGCCCCAGUGGCCCAGGCCCACCCUGAGGGGCAGCAGAGGCAAGAAGAGGAGGCUCCAGGGCCAGGGUGAUGGUCUGCCUGUCCCCCCUUCCCCGGAAUCUGCUCA
Messenger RNA from Mustela lutreola (European mink), 1418 nucleotides. RefSeq names its product crystallin beta B3 (gene CRYBB3). The transcript is spliced from 5 exons. Bases 667 to 1302 code for a protein of 211 amino acids. NCBI's taxonomy places the organism in Eukaryota, Metazoa, Chordata, Mammalia, Carnivora, Mustelidae. The record is from RefSeq and is a predicted model, not a curated record. Gene Ontology annotation, molecular function: structural constituent of eye lens. Gene Ontology annotation, biological process: visual perception; lens development in camera-type eye.